GUGUGAUCUUUUAUGACUUGAGUCAGAUUCAGUCAAGUUUGACAUUCGCGCUAUCAGCGAUAUGCUCUUAACAUUAUUUUAAUCUAAAUAAAUAAUUAAUUAAAUGACUUGAGUCUAUUAAAUGCUGAUUGUUUAAUAAGUGUUAAGUAAACAAUGGCAUCAAUUGAAGAUAGUUGGAAAGAAGCAACUGAGGCAUUAGAUAAUGAUGCUUCUAACAUGUGGUUUGAUAAAUUAAAAGAAGCUUAUUCGGAAGAGAAAAGAACUUAUCAUAACUUAGAUAUGCUUUGCGAGAAGUUGAGUCAUUAUCAUGAGAUAAAAAAUAAUUUGAAGAAUCCGCAAGCUUUACUUCUUGCAUUGUUUUUUCAAAACUUUGAGUAUGAUCCAAAAGUCAUAGAUGAAGAAAUUAAGAAUUUAGAACAUUUCAAUGCAUUUGCUGAAGAAGCCGGUAUUACCGUGGAUUCAGAAUUAAGAGAAGAAACAUGCGCUUUACUUAAGGUUGUUGCCACGCAUAGUACGGAAGCUCAUAAAGUUGGAGGUGCAUUUGGUAGUGAAGAUGCUCAUUACUUUCUAGAUUUAGAUAUGGCUGUUUUAGGCUCUCCGCCUGAAAAUUAUGCAGAGUAUAGUGGAAAAAUUCGUGGAGAAUAUGCUUUUUUGAGUGAACCUAUGUACACUGCUUUGCGAUUAAAGGUGUUACAAAAUUUUGUACAAAUUCCGAAUAUUUUUGCAACAAAAGAGUUUCGAGAAAAAUUCGAAGCACAGGCACGAGAAAAUAUACAAGCUGAAAUAGAAUUGUUAUCUUAAACUUCUACAGAAAUCAGAAAAUAUGUUGAGUAUGCCAAAGUUCAAUGUUAUGAACAUUUUAUGGUCCAGGUAUAUUUUCAAUCUAAUUUAAGAUGAAAAAAUAUCUUGGAAAAAAAAUCUAAAAGUUUAACUUUUAUUAAUAUUAACAUAUAUCUGUAAAUAAUAUUUCUCUCAUGAUAUUAAAGUACACGGAAAAGAUU
Messenger RNA from Vespa velutina, 1001 nucleotides. RefSeq lists its product as uncharacterized. The transcript is spliced from 5 exons. Lineage: Eukaryota; Metazoa; Arthropoda; Insecta; Hymenoptera; Vespidae. The record is from RefSeq and is a predicted model, not a curated record. Bases 154 to 801 code for a protein of 215 amino acids.